Penicillium manginii is the source of this 240-nucleotide messenger RNA. RefSeq names its product metallo-beta-lactamase superfamily protein. Bases 1 to 240 code for a protein of 79 amino acids. The transcript has 2 exons. NCBI's taxonomy places the organism in Eukaryota, Fungi, Ascomycota, Eurotiomycetes, Eurotiales, Aspergillaceae. The record is from RefSeq and is a predicted model, not a curated record.
AUGUCUUCCCCUUUGGCAGUAACUCUACCAACUGGUGCAACAUUAUGGCUCUUGAAUUUAGGGACUGUCGACCUAGACGCGGCAAAUUUGUUGGCCGGGGAGAACCAAUUCCCUGUGGACCUUCCACCACAGCUACAUCAGCGACGGGAUUUAAUUAUGGUGGCGGCAUUGAUCUCUCACCCCGACGUAGGUCUUACUCUUUUUGACACUGGCUCAAGAGCUGGGGCGGUCAAGCGUUAG